Meleagris gallopavo (turkey) is the source of this 2086-nucleotide messenger RNA. The record is from RefSeq and is a predicted model, not a curated record. NCBI's taxonomy places the organism in Eukaryota, Metazoa, Chordata, Aves, Galliformes, Phasianidae.
CUGCAUGCAUGGCUUUUCUCUAGACGUGGCAAGAUGCAGAGGGAGUCAGACUUCAUGGCCAGUGUGGACAGCAGUUGGAUCUCCUGGGGUGUGGGAGUCUUCAUCCUGAAGCCCCUGAAGUGGACGCUCUCAAGUGUGCUGGGUGACAGCAAAGUACCUGAGGAGGAGGAAGUUCUGAUUUAUGUGGAGCUACUUCAGGAGAAAGCAGAGGAAGUUUAUCGCCUGUAUCAGAACUCUGUGCUUUCAUCUCACCCCGUCGUUGCCCUCUCUGAGCUGCGUUCCCUCUGUGCUGGUGUUUGUCCAGAUGAAAGAACAUUCUAUUUAUUGCUGCUCCAGCUGCAAAAGGAAAAGAAAGUCACAAUCCUGGAACAGAAUGGAGAGAAGAUAGUGAAGUUUGCCAGAGGACUUCAUGCCAAAGUCUCUCCAAUGAAUGAUGUGGACAUCGGAGUCUAUCAGCUGAUGCAAAGUGAACAGCUGCUGUCACAGAAGGUGGAGUCCCUUUCCCAGGAAGCAGAGAAAUGUAAAGAAGAUGCCCGGAAUGCUUGUAGAGCUGGGAAAAAGCAACUGGCACUGAGAUGUCUGAAGUCCAAACGAAGGACAGAAAGGCGCAUUGAGGAGCUUCAUUCCAAGCUGGAUGCAGUGCAGGGGAUCUUGGAUCGUAUCUACGCUUCCCAGACUGACCAGAUGGUGUUUAAUGCCUAUCAGGCUGGUGUGGGUGCUUUGAAACUCUCUAUGAAGGAUGUCACUGUGGAGAAGGCAGAGAAUCUGGUAGAUCAGAUACAAGAGCUUUGUGAUACUCAAGAUGAAGUAGCCCAGACUCUGGCUGGAGCAGGGGUCAAUGGUUUAGAGAUGGACUCCGAAGAUCUGGAGAAGGAACUGGACAGCCUUCUUCAGGACUCAGCUAAGGAGCCUGUCCACCUUCACCCUGUGCCCCAAAAGGAGCCGGAUUCUGGAUUUGCAGGAGCCAUUUCAGAUGCUGAGCUUGAAGCUGAGUUGGAAAAGCUCUCUGUUUGUGAUGAAGAUUUGGCACAAAAUACUCCAUCUGCUUCCUCUGAACCCCAAACAGCUCUGGGACUGAAUCUCUAAAGACCUGACCGCAUCCUGUUGCUGCAGUUUGACAAGUUGUCUUAAGGCUCCUUAACUAAUGACUAAAACUUUGGGACAGAGGGGUCCUGGUCCCCUCUUCUUUGUGAAAUCACUUUGCUAAGCAACAGGAUCUCCUGCCAUGACAAUCCACUCUGGAACUGGCCCCAGCUGGUGUUUGUCAUCUCUGUGCCAACAUCUGCACUGGUCUGAAUUUGACUUGCUGUCAUCUCAAGUCACCUGCGACAUCCAGGAACGCAGUUCACUACUCUGCCCAGUGGAGAUAAACUCUCUCUGUCCAUAACAGUGCUUGUUUUUUUGUUUUUUGGUUUUCUUUUUCUUUGCUGUGGCUCACGUUGAGAACCUGAGUUGCAGCAGCAUUGCAGUUGCUCAACGUUUGGCUGUGUGGUUGUUUAGAACACUUGGCACAUAGGUACUGCCCUUGACAUAAGUUACCUGCAACGAGCUUCAGCUUCACCACCUGUUGGUAGUUCUGUCCCUCCCCUCUGUGUUCUGCACGGUUGUGGACAACUAGACACUGUAACAAUUGUAGGAGGUGUUGCUGCUGCACUAGAGGGCAGCAAUUGCAAGCACAAGACAAAAAUAAUUCCUCUUUCUGUAAUGACACUAAGGCCUUAAAAGGGAGACCUGCAAAAUAUGUGAAGUUGAGGGAGUUGCUGGUGCUGAGGUCAGUGACAAAGCCUUGCAGUUGCUGUGAUGCAACUUUCUGCUUUCUCUUACUUGAAAUCUGAGCUGUCUGCUGCCUUUGUAUCUUCCUUGUUGGCAGGGCAGCAGCAGGGUGAUCUGCUUCCAGCUCUCCUGUGGAGUGAUUUGGGGUGGGAGGGGGGAAGAUGCAUCAUUUGCUCGUUUGGAGUUUCGUGUAACAGUCUUAACUGCUUGUGGUCUUGGUGUUGCAAUUCCACAAGAUGAUGGGUUACCAGAAAGCCCCAAAAUAAAACCCUGUAUGUGUUUGUAAUGCAAAAAAAACCGAAACAAAACAAAA